Hibiscus syriacus is the source of this 938-nucleotide messenger RNA. Its product is annotated as ATPase GET3B-like. Gene Ontology annotation, cellular component: GET complex. The transcript has 8 exons. The coding region runs from base 1 to 867 and encodes 288 amino acids. NCBI's taxonomy places the organism in Eukaryota, Viridiplantae, Streptophyta, Magnoliopsida, Malvales, Malvaceae. Gene Ontology annotation, biological process: post-translational protein targeting to endoplasmic reticulum membrane. Gene Ontology annotation, molecular function: ATP binding; ATP hydrolysis activity. The record is from RefSeq and is a predicted model, not a curated record.
AUGGGACCAUCAACACUCAGAAACACAGACAUCGCCGGGGAGAUGAUCGCAACCUAUCGGAAAAUGCUAGAAAAAGAAAAAUCAGUGAGGGAGAGAAACAAUGGCAAAAAUAGCUGCUUGGAUGCUUCUUUCACAGCAUAUUCUUUGUCUUUCAACAAGUUUUUGUCUCCUACAAAUCCCAUGGCAGCUCUUGGAUUUUCUGCUUCUUCUUCCUCAGCUUUUCCUUCACUUUCCAGCAAACCAAAACGACCCAACAACUCUUUCCAAGUGAGAUCGGUGGCUGCUCCUGCAGAAGACGUAGCGGGAUUCGAUGAAAUGGUUUCCGGGACGGAACGCAAGUACUACAUGCUAGGCGGCAAGGGAGGCGUAGGAAAGACGAGCUGUGCCGCUUCAUUGGCUGUAAAAUUCGCAAACAAUGGCCACCCCACUCUGGUUGUAUCAACCGAUCCAGCUCAUUCGUUGCCGGAUUCUUUUGCGCAGGAUUUGACUAGAGGGAUGCUAGUACCAGUUGAAGGACCCGACUUCCCCUUGUUUGCUCUUGAGAUAAACCCGGAAAAGACCAGGGAAGAAUUUCGCGAUGCAGCUAAGAACAAUGGCGGAACUGGGGUCAAAGAUUUUAUGGAUGGCAUGGGACUCGGAAUGCUUGCAGAACAGUUAGGAGAGCUGAAAUUGGGAGAACUACUCGACACGCCACCUCCUGGUUUGGAAGAAGUGAUAGCAAUUUCAAAGGUCAUGCAAUUUCUUGAAUCACCACAGUACAGUAUGUUUACUCGAAUGGUUUUCGACACUGCACCAACGGGACAUACAUUGCGACUUGUCGUUGCCAGACUUCUUGGAUGCAUCAAUAGCCAAGAUAUUGAAGGUUGAAAUGCCAACUUGAAUUAUAAAAACCCGUAGACGAUUCGUUCCCCUUUCGUAAUUUUUAUUUUUCUGCCCCU